CACCCUGCAACACUCAUCGGUCUCAUCUUCAGAGUUUGUCUCGCACUCACACUCACACUCACACUCACGCUCACAAACACAACCCCAAUGGCCUCUCUCACUCCAGGAAUCCUUCUAAAACUCCUCCAAUCCAUGAACUCAACGACCCGUGUCACCGGGGACCACCGCUCCGCUCUCCUCCAAAUCAUCGGCAUUGUACCUGGUCUCGCCGGCUCCGACCUCUGGCCCAACCACGGCUUCUACGUGCAGCUCUCCGACUCCCUCAACUCGACCUAUGUCUCCCUCUCGGACCACGACACCGAACUCAUCCUCACCAACCGCCUCCAGCUUGGCCAGUUCGUUCACGUUGACCGCUUUGAGUUCGACUCUCCCGUCCCUCGUGUCAACGGAAUUCGUCCAAUCGCAGGCCGCCACACAUUCUUAGGCACUCCUGAACCUCUUAUUGCGCGCAUUUCUUCUUCAAAAAGAGAGUUUGUUAUUCAACCAGUGUCUGAUUCGGAGUACUCCGUAGAUCCAAUUGCGGUUUACUUGUCCAACAAGAAGUCCGAUCGAAAAGAAAACAAUGAAUCCAAAGUAGAUACUAAAAUUGAAAAAAUUAAAACGAGGCAAGCUCUUGCACCCAGAGACAACGUCACAAUUCCGAAAUCAGAUGAAAGCAAGCCAGUUUUAGAUAAGCCACCACAGAGGUUUUCAUCUCCGGCCACAGCAAAGCGAUCAGGAUCGGUUGGAAAGAAGAAUGUGGCAGUGGUUGAGAGAGAUCCAUCUCCGGCUGGCAAAGUGAAGAGAUCUGCAUCUCCGGUGCCAUCAAAAUGUGUUGUGCCUAGCCUAGUUGCUGCUAAAGAGGAUAAUCGGAAGACGGCGAGGGAGCCAGCUAUAAUAGUUCCGUCAAGGUACCGGCAGCCUUCGCCAAAUGCAAGAAAGCAGGCUUCACCAAAUCCUCGGAGAGCUUCGCUCUCUCCUGGGAGAAGGUUGUCAGGAGUGAAGUUUUCACCUGUUGUUGCGGAUUCUGGUGGGAAGAAGAAGAUGGCAACGAUUGUUGCCGGGAUUUCCAAACUUUCAGAGGUCAAGAAUGGUAGAAAGAGUUGGGAUGAGUCACCUCUUGUGCCGGGUUCCGGAGAGCAGAAAGAAAAGGCCGCUGUAAAGAAUAAUAAGCCAGAUCUGCAAUCCAUUUUGCGAACUCAGGCUGCUAUUUCUAGACGUCUAAGUGAUGUUAGUCGAAAGUCGGUCAGUGAUGAUUCUUCAACCAAGAAGGACACUAAACCAAGUUCGCCAGAAACCAGUUUGAGUUAUGGAGCUCUAGGAAUUACAGUUCAUGAAAAAAAAUGGACUGAUGGUAGUGUUCCACUGGAUUCAGUCUCCUCUGAUCUCGCACGACUGGGAAAGGAGGCUAUGCAAAGGAAAGUUCUUGCUGCUAAAGCAGCGGCUGAAGCUUUAGAGGAGGCCAUUGCUACCGAGUCUCUUGUAAGGUGUUUAAGCAUGUUCUCCCAACUCUCUUCUACAUCAAAGUCUGGAAAUCCUUUGCUCACAAUCGAUAGAUUCUUUUCAAUCUACAAUGACGUCGUAAAAUAUAGUGGAAUUGCUGAAUCUGUUGGGGCUAAUCAUAUUUCUUUCACGAAUCGUGAUAAUAUCUCGACUGAGCAGUCAAAAUCCACUUCUCUUUGGGUUGAAGCUGCAUUGGCCACUGAUCUUGAGAUUGUCUCUCUUCUAACCACCCAAAACAACGAAGCUCCUUCAACUCUGCAGAAAAGUUUGUCGAAACGAAAAUCUCUGAAUGCACAACACCAACUAAAGGGUAGUUGUACAACAACAGCCACCCAUUCUAGCGUUGAGACAUGGACAAGAGGUCAUGGAAUGAAAGAAACUGUGCAGCUUGCAAGGAAUUUGCAGUCUGAGAUGCAAGUGUGGUUUGUACGGUUUAUUGAGGAGUUGCUCGAUGCUGGUUUCCGGGUAUUUGGAGAGUGUGCAAUUAAUGGAAGUGUAACUCUUCCUAUGGAUUGUGGUUCUAUUGCAACAGUUCUGUCGCAGUUGAAGCGUGUGAAUGAAUGGUUGGACCAUAAGGUUUCAAGCAAGGAUGAUAUACUCAUUGCAAAGAUUGAGCAGUUAAAGAGAAAGAUCUAUGGGUUCGUAAUUCAGCAUGUGGGAACUACUUUCGAUAAUGCUUCCCCUGUUUCUUCAUCUUGAUCUAUUUAUUUUUGAGUUCAUAGUUUGGUUUUCUGCAAUGAUUUCCUUCUCUAUUUAAAGAUAUGGCUUCUAACAGGUUUAUUGUCUGUUUGAAUUGGAAAAAGAUCCUCACCAUACUCAUAUUUACCUCAAGUGCUCAACCAUAUAUGUCUCUCAUGGUUUAUUGUCUGUACCUUCAAUACUGAAUUCUUUUUUCAUUCUUAAAUGGUGAAUUCUUUUUCAUUAGGUUGACCCAAUAAUGGCUAGGCCUCUCAUGGCUU
Pistacia vera is the source of this 2441-nucleotide messenger RNA. RefSeq lists its product as uncharacterized. NCBI's taxonomy places the organism in Eukaryota, Viridiplantae, Streptophyta, Magnoliopsida, Sapindales, Anacardiaceae. The record is from RefSeq and is a predicted model, not a curated record. Bases 88 to 2181 code for a protein of 697 amino acids. The transcript is spliced from 4 exons.